AUGAGAACAUACAACACUGAAACCUCACUAUUGGAUGAACUGAUCGACCGUGUCUCCUCGUGGCCGAAGCUACUUCGUAUUCUCGCCUACGUUCUCAAGUUCAUCCGACGCACUCGCAGAAAAUCCAACACCGCUACGCUGACACUUGAGGAGAUCCAUGACGCACGGAUCCUGUACCUGCGCCAUGCCCAAGACGAAUUCCAAGCUGACUACAAGCGACUCCUCAACCAGCAAGAUUUGGGAAACAAAUCAAAAUUGCGCACCCUCUCACCGCAAAUCGACAAACAUGGACUCCUGCGAGUGGGUGGCCGCUUAGGUAACUCAGAACUGCCAGCGGAUGUGCAGCAUCCAAUAAUUAUGCCCAAAUCUCAUCGCAUAACGAAACUCAUUCUGGAACAUGAGCACCGGAUUCACUUACAUCCUGGAGUAUCGGCGUUAUUCGUGAUCGCACGCCAACGCUACUGGGUGUUUGGCGCACGCAACCUCAUUCGAAAGAUCACGCAUGACUGUCUAAAAUGCUUUAGACAACGGCAACACACAUCUCACCAAUUCAUGUCAGAUCUGCCGUCUGUCCGGGUUCGGCAGGCAUUUCCGGUUGCAAACACUGGCUGCGACUACGCCGGGCCAAUCACCCUCAAGGUCCACAAGGGACGAAAUCCACGCAAGGAAAAGGGUUACAUCUGCCUAUUUGUAUGCCUAGCCACUUCUGCCUUGCAUUUGGAAUUGGCUACAGAUCUUACAACCGACACAUUCUUGGCGGCACUCAGACGAUUCAUCUCUCGCCGCGGGAAAUGCUCGCAAAUAGUCAUUGGCAAGAAUGUCCUCACCUUUGAGAAAAUGCACACACUUCUCGCCCAAACAGAAGCUGUGGUCAACUCACGUCCACUAUUCUCAACUUCGGACACUGAGGUCAACUAUCUGUCGCCAGCACAUUUCCUCAUUGGUCGUCCCUACACGACAGUACCAGAAGGCGAUCUAUCAAAUGUACCAAUCAACCGUUUGGAUUAUUGGCAACAGACUCAAGCUAUGCUGCAAGGCUUCUGGAAGCAAUGGCACAUGGAAUAUCUUACAUCACUCCAGCAUCGGCCAAAGUGGAUGAACAAAUCGGUCAACAUGGCCAAGGAUGACAUCGUGCUCCUUAAGGAUUCUCACACCCCGCCAGCAGCAUGGCCUCUCGGAAGAGUCAUCGAAACGUAUCCAGGGAAGGAUGGAAUGGUCCGCGACUGUACGACUUAG
Messenger RNA from Drosophila ananassae, 1236 nucleotides. RefSeq lists its product as uncharacterized. Gene Ontology annotation, molecular function: nucleic acid binding. The transcript is spliced from 2 exons. Lineage: Eukaryota; Metazoa; Arthropoda; Insecta; Diptera; Drosophilidae. Bases 1 to 1236 code for a protein of 411 amino acids. The record is from RefSeq and is a predicted model, not a curated record.